CGUCGAGUCGCGUCGCGUCCAAAUGCAGCGUACGACUGCGUGCGCGCCCCCGCUGCACAGCGACAAGAUGGCGGCAGGCGCCGGAUCAGGCGUGAAGGUUCCCCGUAACUUCCGUCUGCUUGAAGAGCUAGAGGAAGGGCAGAAGGGCGUGGGAGAUGGGACAGUGAGCUGGGGUUUGGAGGACGAUGAGGACAUGACCCUCACCCGCUGGAGGGGGAUGAUCAUUGGCCCACCUCGGACAAUUUAUGAGAACAGGAUGUACAGCUUGAAGGUGGAAUGUGGGCCCAGGUAUCCUGAGACCCCUCCCUUUGUUAGAUUUGUGACCAAGAUCAACUUGAAUGGAGUGCACACCUCAAAUGGGGUGGUGGACACACGGGCAGUGUCGGCCCUGGCCAAGUGGCAGAACUCGUACAGCAUCCGUGUGGUCCUCCAGGAGUUGCGGCGGCUCAUGACUUGCAAAGAAAAUAUGAAGCUGCCACAGCCGCCCGAGGGUCAGGUCUACAGCAACUGACCCUCCCUUGGCUUCUCUUUGACCCGCUCUCUGCUUCUCUUUGGGUUUCAUCUGCUUCUCCAUCCAUCCAUCUUUCCUUACUUCUUUUCCUGCUUCCCUCUGUUCCACACACAGGCAACAAGCAGCAGUGCCCCCCACCCGAGCUGACCCCUUCCAUCAGAGACUCUGAAAUUCAUUCCCAUGCUCUCCCCUCUACUACUCAUUUCCCAGUAGCUGAACCCCCACCCUUCCACAACCCCCUCCACUGGACUGACCAGAUACUUAUAGAUGGACUACGCAGGCCAGAAAAUACCAUUGUGAUACUGUACAUCUUACUAAUCUUUUUUUAUUACUUGUUAUAAAUGCAGACUGUAAAAUAACAUAAAUGAUCUUAUUGAGUGUACCCACGUGUGCUGUAUUUUUCAUUCACAGAGUGCUGUGAACACAUUCAUAUGAAAUCUGAAUUUACAAGCUAUGGCUGGUUUGGUCAAGCAGUUAAAGAUGCAGCAAUGGCACGGAUAAUACAUUUCUGUGACAUAUGAUGAGCAUGUCAUAACGUACAUAUUUGUUUUACAUACCAUUUAGUCCAGUUUUUGGUUUUAUGCGACUGUUUUUUGGUCUACCUCCCAGCUUUAAUAUAUGGAGAACACUGGUUCUUCUGACCUGUUGCUGUAUACUUUUCAAAUCGCUAACUGGGAAUCUUGUUUUCCAAAAUGAUGAUAAUUCAGUAGGAUUUUAAUGAACUUCUGUGCCCAUAAUGCUACAGUUAUUCUGGGAAUCUGGUCAUCAAUAAUAUGAAUGUUUAUUGGUUUCAUGGCCAUGUUUUGCUCUCCUGUGUGUUUUAGAAGGAAGCACUGUGUGUUUUAGUGUCCUUCUUGUGCUGGUUUAUUUAAAUCCAUUCUUGUGUUUCUAACAUCCUGCAAAUGAAAGGGGGUUUUUGGUGUAAUGGAACAGUCUUUAUUCCUCUUGAGUGGAUAUUAAAUUGUAAAAUGU
Scleropages formosus (Asian bonytongue) is the source of this 1483-nucleotide messenger RNA. RefSeq names its product ubiquitin-conjugating enzyme E2 variant 1 (gene ube2v1). Bases 23 to 511 code for a protein of 162 amino acids. The record is from RefSeq and is a predicted model, not a curated record. The transcript is spliced from 4 exons. NCBI's taxonomy places the organism in Eukaryota, Metazoa, Chordata, Actinopteri, Osteoglossiformes, Osteoglossidae.